Molecule: messenger RNA, 2157 nt
Organism: Mycena indigotica
Lineage: Eukaryota; Fungi; Basidiomycota; Agaricomycetes; Agaricales; Mycenaceae
Exons: 9
Coding region: 1-2157 (718 amino acids)
Source: RefSeq, a predicted model, not a curated record
AUGGCCGCACUGGAAAAUAACGACUUGGCCGACUACAUCCCACAAAUAGGUUCAUUUGCGGUUCUCACUGUCGAUCCCGUCGCUUGCGUGGACUAUCUUGAGGAUCCAGUGGCGACGGCUGCGUGCGCGCUACUCCCGAGUAAGGAUUACGUGGUUUACAUAUCGGGUUCGGCACCACUACUGGACCCACGAACUGCUUUCCGAGAAGAACGCCCCUACUUUGUCAUCCAAGGCGCUCUGCAGGAUAUUCCAAACCAGUUUAUUGACGCCGGCAUGUCCAUUCCCCUUGCACACCAAUCCCUCACCCACCCUUCUGGUCGCCAACCGCUCAAGAUCUCAGGCAGCCCUUUUCCUUGGUCUGACUGCUACUUGUCUGCGUUUGUGAGCGUCUCUGUGCGCUGCCCCAAUGGGUUAGUGGUGGAUCCUGUGCUAUGCGAGCUCGACGAGGACGAGCAAUUUCAGUUCACCAUCCUGAUUGACGACGACUCCGUGCGGCGGCGCGAGCGGAGGGCAGCGCAGGGGGAGAAGGAUAAUGUUGGGGCUGUGGAUCCCAAUGUGGAUGCCGAUUCAGUCACGAAUGUGGACAUAGGCAACGACGAUACGGACUCGGAUAAUGGAACCGAAGGAGAAAUAGACGAGGAAGAAGCUGUCGCCAUUUUCCGCAGCCUAUUUGCCAACCAAGCUUCAGAGCGCCUACCUGCGGUUGCAUUCACGCAUAAUCUGUCUCAAGUAAAGGAGUUCAACGACCCCAAAGGGUAUUUUCAAGAGAUUGCCGUCAUUGCUGAAAUAAUCAAAGCCUCGUUGGCACGGAAGGAAGCAGCCAAAGCUAUCAUAAAUCAGAAGGACGCAGCACGUUACGAUGAGAAAACAACCGAAUUGUUGCAAGCUCAUCAAGCCUCUCGUGGCCCCGAUGCACCUGCUGCAUCAAUUCAGGAUAAAGCCUCCUCUUUGUCGGGAAAACCGCCUCUGACAGCGCCUCUCGAUCGCGGUGCUCGGUUUUCGCGAGUUCGCGUCUGCAUUGCGCAAAUCAAGAAUCUCUCCUUGUUGUCCUCUUCCUUAUUACCAUCUCAUUCACCCUACUUUCAAAUGGCCACCAAUCACGACUUGGGCCGCUACAUCCCACAAAUAGGUUCAUUUGCGGUCCUCACCGUCGAUCCUGUAGCUUGCGUGGACUAUCUCGAAGACCCGGAGGCAACUGCUGCAUGCUCUCUCCUCACUAGUAAAGGCUACGUGGUAUAUAUGCAUGGUUCGGGGCCACUGCUUGAUCCCCAGGCUGCUUUUCGAGAAGAGCAGCCAUACUUUGUUAUGCAAGGAGUUCCGCGGGACAUUCCGGACCAAUUCAUCGAGGCAGGCAUGUCCAUUCCCGUCACACCCCAGUCCCUCACCAUCGCCGACCACCCCUCCGGUCGUCAACCACUGGAGAUAUCUGGUGCUCUAUUUCCUUGGCUGGACUGCUACUUGACCGCGUUUACGCAAGUGUCCGUGCGCUGUGCGAAUGUUCUGAUUGUGGACCCCACGGUUUGCGAACUCGACAGGACCGAGCGAUUUCGGUUCAUGUGUCUGAUUGACGACGACGCAGAGCGGCGAGACGACCUUCGGGCGGAUGCGGAGGAAGCAAAGGCACUGACUCAGAAUCCUACCGAAUUGGCGACUGCGACCGAUGAUAUCGUGACUGACACCGAUUAUGGGGACUCCGGUGAUGCAGUCGAAGAGAUAGACGAGCAAGAAGCUGUUGCCAUGGCCAUUUUCCGGGGCCUCUUUGCCGACCAAGCUUUAGAGCACCUGCCCGCGGUCAAAUUCACACAUGAUCUGUCGCAAGUGAAAGAGUUCAACGAUCCCAAAGGGUACUUUCAAGAGCUGGCCGUCAUCGCUGAGAUAAUCAAGGCCUCGCUGGCGCGAAAGGAAGCAGCUAAGGAUCUGAUCAUCCAGAAGGAUGCAGCGCGUUACGAUGAGAAAACGGCUGAGUUGCUGCGAGCUCAUCAAGCUUCUCAUGCUCCUGUUGCUAGUCAGAAUAGCGGCUUGUCUUUCGCAGAAAAACCGGCACCGACAGCGCCUCUCGAUCGCGGCGCUACAUUUUCGCGAGUUCGUGUCUGCAUUGCGCAGAUCAAGCAUGUCUUCCGUCGUAUUAUGUGCCAGCCGAUAGACCAUAAUACAUAA